Molecule: messenger RNA, 5400 nt
Organism: Harpegnathos saltator (Jerdon's jumping ant)
Lineage: Eukaryota; Metazoa; Arthropoda; Insecta; Hymenoptera; Formicidae
Product: abnormal spindle-like microcephaly-associated protein homolog
Exons: 10
Coding region: 220-4884 (1554 amino acids)
Biological process (GO): establishment of meiotic spindle localization; spindle organization; mitotic cell cycle
Cellular component (GO): spindle pole
Molecular function (GO): calmodulin binding
Source: RefSeq, a predicted model, not a curated record
GAGAAGUUCGUUAUAAUUUUCGGUUAGCAGAAAAUACGACAGGAGUGUGAUAUUCUAUUCUAUUCUCGAGAAGUUAUAAAAACAAGUGCAACGUGAAAUCUGUGAUAUAAUUGAUGUGUAUUUUUUCUUAUGUUACAUUUCCUUGUAAUUGGCGUAGAAAAUUAUCUUCAUAAAAGUGCUUCAGAGUAGGAUUACUUCAAAGUAAGAAAGUUGUACAGGAUGGAAUUAUUUCAGUCUGUGGACAAACAGAUACGAUUUACGUUGUUACUUGCUCCAUUUCAAGCGAUGACAAGGAUUGAACUAGAGGCUUAUGUAAAUAAUAUCGUGGAAUGUUACUUGGAUGUUAAAAAUCCUUCCAACAAGACAUUAAAUGUGACUGUAACAAAAGUACCAGAUGCAAAACGUCAAAUCAUUGUAAAUACAGACAAAUUAGAAAUUUCUGGACAGAGUAGUAGCACAAUAUCCAUUAAAUGGUCCCCUAAAGAAACAGGAUGCUGGCGAGAUGUUCUACAAUUUACUGAUAGCAGACGGAUUAAAUAUGACAUUGCUAUAACAACAACUGCUAAGACAAAUAAAGAAAAGAUACAAAAAAAGUUAUCAAAGAAAGCAAUAUUAUCGAAACUACCUGUUCUUUCUGUACCAACUGUAAAUAAACAACUUUGCGGAGAUGUGUCGUUGAGUGUUCCGAAUAAAGGCAGUCAGUCAUUGUGUCUCAAUUUGAGUAAACAAAUGAGAGCAGAUGAGCAGACAAAGCAUGAGAACAGUUUGAACAAAGAGAAUGUCCUGAGCAAAUAUGAGGUGAAAAUUUACACAACGCAAGAAGACAGAAUGAAAUCCCGUCGUUAUGACUAUCAUGAAUCAACAAGUAUUUUAUCCGAGCAGAAUUCGAAUGUGUGGAAUGACGGCAGUGUGGUGUCUCAAGCCUUUCUUACUUGGAGUAAGCCGCAAGAGAUACGAAGGGCCACGUACGUCAAGGAGAAAAGACACUAUAAUGGCACUACGACGAUAUAUGGACGCAGUGAGGAGGUAACUGAAGAUGUGGCGUGUAUCGGAGAUCGAUCCAAGUCGAAUUUCUCUAUGCUGAUAAAUGAGCUAAAAUUUACAACUACGGACGUGAUCACGGUUUCUCCGCAGCCUGUGAAGAAGGAAUCAGCAGAAUUCACGAGCUCAUUGAACGAGGAAACUUGCGAUGAGAGGAACAAGACCUUCGCUGUCGGUCACCGAACUUACGAAAUACCCACCAUUUCCGUCCAAGAGACGAAUAGUAACAUCUUGUCGCCGGCACCGCGACCGCUGGAAUGUUGCGAGUUGUCCUUCAAAGAUGGUGUGAACAAUUUGAUCGCAUCGUCGCCGAUUGUUCAGCGAUCACGCAUCGAAAUAUCAAAAACUGAGCACUCCGGACAUCUUGUAGAUAAUGUAGAUUACAGCGGUAAAGUAAAUCAUGGAUACUUUAGUUGCACGACUAUCCCCGAGGAUAUCGGGACGGUGAAGAAUGCAAAAGAUGUAUAUAUCGAGAUCUCCCCGCCAAAGAAAUACCUCUCUAAGGCGUGUUCACCACUGUUUAGUACAAAAGCCGGCAGAGUCACGAAGGAAAAAAAUCUCCACAAUGGCAGAAACGCAAAAGGACUCCAACUGUUUGUACCUGUUACAGCGAAAAAAGGCACGAAGAAGAAUGCAUCAACCGUCAAGAUAAACAAGUCUCUCUGCACCUUGCGCCAAAUGAAGAAGGCUUACCCGAUUACACCGGUUACCCGGGAAUCGAGGCCGCACACCGAGGAAAUCUCCAUCUAUGAAGUGUUCAUGCCGAGUCCCUUCACAUCGUCCAUGACGGAAAAUCCUUUUCUUAAAAACACGGCAAGCGUCUCCAACGAGAAGUGGUUGUUGCGGCAGGAACUGGUGUUCACACUGUGGCUGAACAGUGUGCUGUCCACGCCGAAGGACUUGCGUGUCAACAUCGACAACGCGAUCACAGACACCAUCGACAAGUGGCAGUCACGAAAGGACCGCGACGAAGGGAUCGAUGUUAAUGCGCCAUGUGCUGCGAUUCUGAGAACCGCAUCCACCAGUUGUCACACGACGAAGAAGCUGCAAGUCUUGCGGAGAGACGCGUACGCCAUGCUUCACCGCGCCGAGAUGACGGGAAUGAAAACGCGCAUCGACAGAUGCAUCACCGAGGGGAUGUUGUACGUCAGACCAGAUCGUGAUCUACAUCGGGACUUUGGUCUGCAGAAAGAUGUGCUGAGCGUGUUCUUGUGCUACAAUCCGCUGUGGCUACGCAUCGGCCUGGAGGCCGUGUACAACGAGAGCAUUCCCCUGCGCAACAAUAACGACCUGUUCGGCCUCAGCCGCUUCAUCACGGAGCGGUUCUUCACGAACCCGCAGCUGACGAGGACUCCGGGUUACCACAGGGCCGACCCAAGCAAGAAGUUCCUCAAAGCGCUCAAUCAAUUCAUGCUGAAGAAGUUUCUCCUGCUGGUGUACUUCCUGGACUACGCGAAGCAGCGCAAGCUGAUCACCCACGACCCGUGCCUGUUCCGCAAGCAGGCCGCGUGGAAGACAAGUCGCGAGAUCCUGCUGCGCUUCUCGCGCGACCUCCUCGCCGGGGUCGGUGACGUGACGAAGAUCCUACGCGUCUACGACUACGUGUUGACGCACCGGCAGACCCACAUCGACGAGUACGAGUAUGAGGUGACGGACAUCCGGCAGGACUUGCGCGACGGCGUACGGCUGUGUCGCGUCGUCGAGCUGAUCACCGGCGUCGACGGACUCACUCAGCAGUGCAGAGCGCCGGCGAUAUCGCGCCUGCAGAAGGUGCACAACGUGGAGGUGGCGCUGAGCGCGUUGCGCCAGAUCGGUGGUGUUCUCGCGGACGACGUGGAGGCCAAGUACGUCGCCUAUGGCGACCGCAUGAAGACCUUGUCGCUCUUAUGGCAGAUCGUUCGCAAGAUCCAGGCGCCGAGGUUCGACCGAGCGGCCCGCACGAUUCAGAAGUGGUGGCGCUCGCGAAUGUGGCAGACUCGCGUGAGGAAUUACCUGCACGAGCGCAGGAAUUACGCCGCUUACGUGAUUCAGCGCGCAUGGAGACUGCAACACUGCGAGACGAAAGUCAGCGAAGAACGAGUGAGCCUCCUGCGCGCCAAGGAAGCCGCGAUACGGCUGCAGCGAUGGUGGAGGCUGGCGCGGGAGAGCGUGCGCGUGAAGAAUCGCCGUGAGCUGGAAGACAAACGCCGGAAUGCGGUGCUCGUGUUGCAGAGGAGAUGGCGAGCGGCGUUGCUGAUGAGAACACACCGAGAACGUUAUCGCGACAUGAAGAACGCCGCGACGCGGAUACGGUCCUGGUGGCGAUCCAGCAGGCUCGCGCGAGAGAAACGCGAAUGGUUCCUCCGCUGCAGGAGGAGCGCGCUCGUCAUCCAGAGGGUAUGGAAGAUGUACCAAGCGCGGCAGCGACGAAAGCGAGACGCCUGCUUGUUGAGGAUACAGACAUGGUGGAGGGCGACCUCGUGUUCGCGCAGGUAUCAGCUGCGGAGGUCCUCCUGUGUGAAGAUACAGCGAUGGUGGCGAGAACGGCAGCGUUACCGGGCGCAACGGCGAGCGGUGUCUCUGAUAGAAUCCUGGUACCUUUGCACGAAGGCCGGCAGAACCGCUCGAGAAGACUACUUGCGGAUGAAGGACGCCGCGACGCGAGUGCAGACCUGGUGGCGCUCGGUGAUGAUCGCGCGCGAAGACCACCGUAGAUACCAACAGCUUCGUCAGAGCAUCGUUAUCGUGCAGACUUAUUGGCGGCGACGUGCCUCGGCUCGUCGGGAUCGUCGGCAGUUUUUGGUCAAGAGGAAAGCAUGCGUUUGCCUGCAAUCUUAUUGGCGGCGAAUGAUCCAAGUGAGAAGGUGCUACGAACGACGCAGGAGCUGCGUGAUUAUACUGCAAAGGAGGUGGCGCGCGGCCCUAGCCGGUCGCAUCGCGAGGAGGGAGUACGAGGACAUCCGGGCGAGCGUCAUCGUCGUGCAGAGCCGUUGGAGGGCUUUCGUGGCGAGGAGGCGGUUCCUCCGUUGUCGGCGGGCCGCGAUCGUCAUUCAAUCGUAUUACAGGAUGAGGCUCGCGAUGAGACGAUACGACGAUGUGAGGCGAGCCGUUUUGACGAUCCAGGUAUAUUGGCGUUGUAAGCGGAAGAGGAUCGAAGCGGAGUCGCUGAGGAGGCGGCACCAAGAGGACCUCGUCUUGGUCGUUCUGAAUCUUCAGAACGAAUGCGAGGGUGCUCCGUCGGAUCAGCCGCUUGGCAGCGCCAUACUUCCCAGCGACAACUAUUGGCAUCAGACGAUCGACAUACUGCGUACUUGUAAUAAUGUCGGGACCUUGCUCACCUGCCUCAGCAGUCUGGAUACCAUAACGAAGUUUUCACCUACGGUUUGUGUGACCCUCUGCCAGCUGAACCUGGUCGACGAGAUUUACAAAACGAUAAGCCAGCGCAACAGGUCGCAACCGUGGAUGAUCGUCUGCCAGCGAGCGUGCAGUAUUCUCAUCACCCUUGCGAAAUACCCUUACACGAGGAAAUGUAUCGUUAAGCAAGAACAUGCGCUGUUGUUAGUGAAGCUUCUGAGUGACGCGACGAAGGACAAGGAUGUAUUCCUGCAUUGUGCCACUUUAAUAUGGCUCCUUUGUCACGAUGAAGACUACUCGAAGACUAUGACAAUGCGUUCGGACAUAAGCUGGCUGCUGCGAAACAUUCAGCAAAAGGUCUCGACGGCCACGACAAUGGCUAAACUUCAAAAAUCAAAGAAUCUCGAGAGAUUAUAUUCCAGCUAUGAUUCUGAUCGAAGCAGCACGCUCCAGUUCAGUAAUAUGAAUGCCGCCAUUUUAGCUAUUAUCGAUAGGACUAAUAUAUAUUAAUAAUUUACAAGGUUAGUAAGAGUAAUCUUCUGAUGAACGCGUUACCAAAGUUUUGCCUUCUCGAAAAAUAUGUUCUCACUUGUCCAUCACUUGUAGCGAUGAAUUUAAAAACACCCUCCGAAAAGAUACAAAUUGAAAAACUGGCGAUCCUGUGCAGGAAGCCGCAAAAAAGUCAAAACGAUUAAGUUUUCAUUCUGCUUUAAUAAUCGACUCAUUCCUAAAAACGUGGCAGAACACUGACAACGAUGAUAAUUUGAUUUGUGUGCGUAUAAUACAAUAAAAGAUAAAUUUAAUCUUUAUUUACAGUGCUACUCGCAAAUAAAAUUAAUAAUAUAAUAAUAAUAAUAAUGAUGAUGAUGAUGAUGAUGAUGAUGAUGAUGAUGAUGAUGAUGAUGAUGAUGAGAAUGAUGAUGUUGGCGAUAAUGAUAUUAAUAACGAUGAGAGUGAUGACGAUAAAUUAUAACUAUGUAAUAGUAAUAAAACCGCAAUUAGCAACAGCAGCAGUAGACUCGAUAG